Thecamonas trahens ATCC 50062 is the source of this 463-nucleotide messenger RNA. RefSeq names its product cytochrome c. Lineage: Eukaryota; Apusomonadida; Apusomonadidae. The transcript is spliced from 2 exons. Gene Ontology annotation, molecular function: heme binding; electron transfer activity. Gene Ontology annotation, cellular component: mitochondrial intermembrane space. Gene Ontology annotation, biological process: mitochondrial electron transport, cytochrome c to oxygen; mitochondrial electron transport, ubiquinol to cytochrome c. The record is from RefSeq and is a predicted model, not a curated record. Bases 22 to 345 code for a protein of 107 amino acids.
ACCCAACUGUUUCCAACUACAAUGGCCUCCAUUCCCGCCGGUGACGCCGCCAAGGGCGCCAAGAUCUUCCAGAAGCGCUGCGCUCAGUGCCACACUGUCGAUGACGCCGACAAGACUGGCCCCGGCCUCCAUGGCCUCUUUGGUCGUGUCUCGGGCACCAAGCCCGGCUACGCGUACACCAAGGCUAACCGCGAUGCUGGCAUCCUCUGGCAGGAGGACACCCUCUUCGCGUACCUGAAGAAGCCGAAGAAGUACAUCCCGGGCACCAAGAUGGCGUUCGCCGGCAUCAAGAAGGCCCAGGAGCGCGCUGACCUCAUCGCCUACCUCAAGGAGGCUUGCGCCUAAGAUAAUCUCGCCGCUGGUCCACGUGAGCGCGUCCUGCUCGCCCUCACAAGGCAGGAGCCCUGGCCUCUUUGUCCUGGCCUCGCGCACAUUCGCUGCAGUAACAUCAAUCUUGUCCGCA